This is a messenger RNA of Penicillium samsonianum, 1632 nucleotides long. RefSeq lists its product as uncharacterized. The coding region runs from base 1 to 1632 and encodes 543 amino acids. NCBI's taxonomy places the organism in Eukaryota, Fungi, Ascomycota, Eurotiomycetes, Eurotiales, Aspergillaceae. The record is from RefSeq and is a predicted model, not a curated record. The transcript has 3 exons.
AUGUACGCCUCUUUCCAAACCCUUUUUGGCAGACUCGGCAGACGCUUUGUCCCUCCCCCUCGAUCCAUCAAAUCUCGUAUCACGGGAGCCCUUUCUCUCCACGAUUAUCACAAGUUUCUCUCCAAGUCUGCAGACCGCAUUGGCGAUCCCGUCGAUCAUACAGGAAAGAAAUUGAAGCGAAAAGACGCUACAUUGCAUUUGAACCGCUCCUCCCCUCUUUCCAUCUCUUAUCCUGUAUCUAUAUCGUCUGUCGCCUCGAGUCCUCCGCCGCUGUCUCCUUCCUACUCCCACAGCGUCGUCUCUCAGUGGAGUGAAGAACCUGAGAUCGGGGAAGCCCAGACUGUUCAGUACCAAGCAACUCAAAGCCCUCGACUACCCGUUGUCUCGGAUCUAGGGACUCGUGCUAGACCUAAUAGGAAGCGAUUGGUCCAGAAUACCUUUCGUGAAAAGCUUCAACAAAGGGCCCAGGCUCAAGCGGAAGAAGCUGAACGCGCCUCCAAACCUCAAACGGACUCAAUGCUGGCCAGUGCGCAGGCCGCUGCCACCGUCUCACACGGUGGCGCCUGCUUUGAGAUCCUGAAUCCGCGCAAGUCGCUGGAUCUAGCACGCAUCGUCUCAUACAUUGAAGACGUCGAUAAUUGCUCCAUGGUCUCCGCAGACAACCACCGAGACUCGACUUUCUCCAUCGAGCAAGGACUGGACCGGGUGUCCCUGUCCCAAUUCACCGAUGCCUCAUUGCCAUCAUUCUACUCCACCAACUCGUUGUACACCAUCGAAGCGGAUCCCUCAACACCCAAAGUUCAGCCGACGGACAUCCCGUCGUCCUCGCCACGAAUCGGCGAACGCAUCCGGUCUCUAUCAGACUAUUCUCUCAAUGAACAGAGCUUCAACUACUGGAGCCGACCUGUACAGCGCACUGAAAACAACGAUAUACGCAUCGAAACCUAUAACGACCACCCAAGCAUCGACAGAGCGUCCCCACAAUCACCACGCAUGGCCUCUAUCUCGGAAGAAUCCAACCUCCCAAACCUAGCCUUCUCCCGUCGACCCUCAACCCCAUCCACGCAAACCUUCUACUCAGAAAGCGAGAUCGGCGAGCCGGGCUCACCCGUCUACGCAAACGGCGACUGGGCCCAAGUCGACGAGCGCGACAGAGGCAUCUUAUUCGACCUACCUGAAGACGAAACAACAUCCGACCACCACCACCACCAGCAUCAUCAUCACGACUACCCAUACCCCCAAGAACACGAAGAACCACCAACACCCCGCGAAGCCUCCCUCGAGACACCAAGUGGUUCACCCAUGUACUCCUCCUUCGACCCCGCCUACCCCUACCCAAGCUCGACCUCCACCUCCAAACUCCCACACUAUCCCGCCCCCUUCGAUCCAUACACCUACGACCCGGUGUACUUCGACCCACACGUCCAGUCGGUGCUCGCAGCCGCGAACGCAGAGACGAUGGGGUUACGGGGUAGUCCUGCACGCGCACUGGAUGAGCUGCAGAGACAAGGGCCACGCUCUGGCGAGACCAGUCCUCGAUUCGAGUUCCAGAGGAGGAAGAGUGAUGAGCGGAAGACAGGCGCGCAGAGGAAGGGGUUGAGGAAGUUCUUUAGUUGGAAGUCUGGGAAUUAG